This is a messenger RNA of Adineta steineri, 1095 nucleotides long. NCBI's taxonomy places the organism in Eukaryota, Metazoa, Rotifera, Eurotatoria, Adinetida, Adinetidae. The record is from the annotation of a GenBank genome assembly.
AUGGCUUGGAGUCAUCAAGGGUAUGCUGCUGCUGGAUUUGGUAUACCUUUUGGUUUGGGCAUCGUAGUCUUUGCUGUUUUAUUCUCUCUCAUACGCUGGUGUCCAAGAACAUUUUAUCGUAUGAUUAAAGCAAUGUUUUCAAUUAAACAUUAUGAAGGAACAUCAUCUGACGCCAGAGAAUUUAUUGAUAUAUAUGGUGUUCAAAUUAGCUUGUCGGCAACUACUUUUAGUUUUCUACCUCCAUUAGCCUUACUUAUUAUGGCAACAGCUGUCUUAACAGCCACGUUUGUUCUUUUCCUCUCCGAACUUUUUUUGAUUGGCCGUUAUGUCUCACCGAAUAGUAAAUGUCCAUCUGACGAUGAAAUGGACUGCUAUACAACUGUUAAUAGUACAUAUUUUUAUUGUAAUUCAUCUGAUACGAGAAUCGAUGCAUCCCUAGGAAGUCUCGUUUGUUAUCGAUGGAUAAAACAAAAUAUAGAAACUGUAGAAAUACUCAAUCAAAUUGGUCUAUGCGGGGGAUUGCUUCAAGCAUUUGGAUGGUUCGUUAAUAUAUUUUUACGUUUGUUACUUCAUGUAUUACAGAGAAAGAAAUCAAGUCCAUCAGAAAGAAUAUUUACUCAUGCAUCAUAUUCUUAUAAUACAAUAACAGAUUGUUAUCAAUAUUUAGAAUUUCUUGGUAAUACUGUACUUGAUUAUGUUAUAAUUCGUUAUUUAUAUGAAGUGAUAAUUACAAUAGAAAGGAUGAAUUUUUUUAUUAUGAGUUUUUUAACAUCAUCAGUAUCAAAUAAUAAAGAUACAUACAGUAAUACAAUGUCAUGUACAAUCGACAACGAAUAUUUAUCAAAUUCACAUGAUGAACAAAAAGAUGAAACAACAAAUGAGCCUGAUGAAUGCGGGAAGAAACAGAAGUUCCAAAAAUGUCUUGGUGAUAUAUUUCUUGAUUCAAAUAAAUCUUUUAAUACUGUAUGGAAAAUUUAUUAUCGAAUGUUAAAACCUUUUAUUGAAAAAUUUACAACUAAAGUACCAAAAUCACCUAUACGUAAAUUACUUGAACCUGAAACAGUGGCUUUUGAAAAAUCCGAACGUUUACUCUAA